AUGCAACCGUUUCCGCGGAGUCGAAACCCGGUCAUCUUCCGCCGCCUCAACAAGUCAGCUGCAGUGACUCAAUCUCACGGCAUCCCACACCUCCUCUCCUCCACCCGUUCAUCAUCCUCAUCGUCGUUCCCUUCACUCCACCAGAGACACGAUAAAAAAGCAAGGGGCCUCCCAAACAGUCUUGUCUCACCAUCAAGAUUCAACACCAACACCUACACCUUCACCACUUUGUCCAGAAACCAAAAAGCAACCAUGGCCCCUUCGAAGCUGAGCACCUGGUUUCCCCAUGUCAAGGCGCCCGUCAUCAUAAACGCGCCCAUGCUUGGGGCCGCCGGCGCUGGUUUGGCGACUGAGGUCCACAAGGCCGCAGGAUUCGGUUUCAUUGCUGCAGGCUUCGACUUCUCUGAGUCGUCCGCCCAGAUCAAGGACAUGGAAGCCGCGCUCACACAGGCCCGGUCAAUUCUCUCCUCGGACGGAGUUCUGCCUCUGGGCGUGGGCUUCAUCACUUCCCACGAGACGGCCGGCCUUUUCGUCUCCAAUGUGCUCCCUGUUCUCGUCCGCCACCGCGUUGCGGCUGUCUGGCUGUUCGCCCCGCAUGCGGAACUCAAGCCACACGCACAGAUUAUUCCUGCUCUGCGAAAGGAGGGAAUCAAGGUGUUCGUGCAGGUCGGCAACGUUGCGGCGGCGCGCGAGGCGGCCGUUGAUGGGGCCGACGUGAUUGUCGCCCAGGGCGUCGACGCGGGCGGCCACCAGUUUUCCCGCGGGUGCGGCGUUGUGGCACUGGUUCCUGAAAUCAAAGCGCUACUCGCCUCCGAGUUCGCCUCCAAGGAGAUUGUGGUUGUCGCGGCGGGCGGUAUCGUAGAGGGUUCUGGUGUUGCUGCCGCGUUGGCGCUGGGGGCUGAGGGUGUGGUGAUGGGCACGCGGUUCGUUGCGACGAACGAGGCCAUGUCUUCGCAGUUGCACAAGGAGCUGCUCGUGAAGACAAAGGACGGAGGCGUGAGUACCUGGAAGCACGAGUUUCAUGACAAGCUGGUGGACAGCAAGCUCUGGAAGCCGGGUUAUGAUGGGAGAGCGAUUGUUGGAGAUAUUCACCGCGAGUAUCACGUUCUAGGGGGUAAGACGGCGACGGUUGAAGAGAGCCGGGAGAGGCUCAAGACGGGCUGGGGUGAGCAGGAGGGCAAGGAUAUGAUUGGUAAGUGGUCGGGUGCCGGAGUUGGUCUCAUCAACGAGAUCAAGCCAGCCGGGGAGGUUGUUGUUGAGGUUAGGGAGGCAGCAAGAAAGAGAAUCCAGGAGCUAGCUGGGUUGGUAUAG
Messenger RNA from Colletotrichum truncatum, 1311 nucleotides. Its product is annotated as 2-nitropropane dioxygenase. The record is from RefSeq and is a predicted model, not a curated record. NCBI's taxonomy places the organism in Eukaryota, Fungi, Ascomycota, Sordariomycetes, Glomerellales, Glomerellaceae. Gene Ontology annotation, molecular function: nitronate monooxygenase activity.